UCUUUUUUCUAUUAAAACAUCAAAGUAUGAAAAGAUUGUCAUAUAGCAGUGGAAAGUGUAAAUUCUAAAACAUACAACAUUUUGUAAUUUUAAACGUAAUGAUUAUACGAGCAAGCACUCGUUGUCGUUGACAAAUAAACUGAAUAAAAAAAACGAACAACAAAAAAAUGCUAAAACUUUUCUCGUUGAGCCGGUGCUCCAUGUGCACUAUGGUACAAAUGGCACCCAAGACAUACAAAAUGCACGAUUAUGCGUCGAAUUUUGAGGAAAUGAAAACCAGUAUAAUGUUUGAGAAAUAUUCAAAUCAUACAAGGAAUAGGCAGAUGAGGAUAGUGUCUAGUCAAGAAAAUUUCAAGGCCAUUAAAGCGAUCUUGGAGAAGUAUCACAUUGAUAUGAGUAAUAUACAGAGUAACAAAUUGGUUUUCAAUGAAACACAGUGGAAUGUUGAAAAAAAAAUACUGUUGUUACAAGAAUUAGGUGUGGAGAAAAUAACAACAGGACAAAUCGUGAACUUUGUUAAUCAAUUGUAUUUGGCAGUCCCUUUGUACAAAGCAAGUUUAGGAUUGGCUGCUAAUGUCAAUAUAGCUGAAAGACUUUUAUCUACAGCCCAAAGUUCAAAAAUCGACUGUAAAGCUUUAAACCAUUUGGAUGAAAACAUGACCAUGAAAACGUAUUAUAGCGAGUGCUUCAAUUAUUACGUGAAGGAGGAACUCGGUUUGACACCAGAAGAAGUCAGACGAGUAUCAACCAAAAAGUUUAUGCCAACAGUGUACAAUAGUUUCAGAUUGUUGCAAAGGUUACUAAUAUUAAUUCAAAAAGACUAUAACUUGUCUAAGGUCUUAGUGUUGAGACAUUUUGGCUGGUUAUUAGCGCAUCAUCCAGAUCAUGGAUUGAAGGUCAUAAAUGCACUUGAAAAUAAUUUCAAAGAGUUGGAUGUGUAUAAAGUAAUUUCAAGAUGCCCUAAAGUGAUCAACUAUGAUAUAGGUGAACUUAAUAGUCUUAUAACGUACAUGAACAAACACGGAAUCACAGGACAGAUGAUUCAAAGUGCCCCUGAAGUUUUUAACCUAAGCUCCACUGAAUUUAUGGGUAGAAUGGAAACUUUGAUGAAAAAUCCAUUCACCUUGGUUUACAAGAAACAUCCAAGAUUUUUACUAUUGGUCAGGGAUUAUCAGAUUUCUUUGCCUCGCAUUAAAUACCUUCAAGAACAAAACAUUAAAUAUGCAAGCAUACAUUCACUCACCACAUUUCACAAUUAUUUGGACCAACUAGUGACUACUAGAAAAUUGAAGAAGCUUAGUAUAACAAGCUUUCUGAAACUGCACUUUAAUAAAGAUAGCGAAGAAUUGUAUAAAGGAUUGAAAAGGCAUCCGCAUCACCUAUGCGUUUCACUGUUACAAAUAAAUGAAACUUUAUCUUAUUUGAAGGAAGUGUAUCCCAAAGAUGUAAUAUGUAAACACAUUUAUGCAAUUUUAUACAGUGUAACCGAUCUAAAAGCUGCACGAGAAGAGGUAUUGAAGGAUCCAGAAUACAGUAAUCUGUCGCCUCAGCACAACCUGUCAAUGUGCUUGUAUAAAGUAGACUCAGCAAACCACUUUACCGGUAAUGCCGUUUUAACACCUGACAAAUACGCGGAAAGUCUCGAAGAAGAGGCUCAUCAAGAGGAAGAAAACGAAGAAAAAUAG
This is a messenger RNA of Copidosoma floridanum, 1685 nucleotides long. RefSeq names its product mitochondrial transcription termination factor 5 (gene mTerf5). NCBI's taxonomy places the organism in Eukaryota, Metazoa, Arthropoda, Insecta, Hymenoptera, Encyrtidae. The record is from RefSeq and is a predicted model, not a curated record.